Molecule: messenger RNA, 1304 nt
Organism: Nelumbo nucifera (sacred lotus)
Lineage: Eukaryota; Viridiplantae; Streptophyta; Magnoliopsida; Proteales; Nelumbonaceae
Gene: AP1
Product: K-box region and MADS-box transcription factor family protein
Biological process (GO): positive regulation of transcription by RNA polymerase II
Cellular component (GO): nucleus
Molecular function (GO): DNA-binding transcription factor activity; RNA polymerase II transcription regulatory region sequence-specific DNA binding; protein dimerization activity
Source: RefSeq, a predicted model, not a curated record
CACCUCUCUCUUCAUACACUUCCAAAUUUACUCGUUCUAAUACAGAAAGAAAGAGGGGAAAAUACUCUCUGAAAUACUCCUAUCAGCCUAUCACCUCCUCCUCCCUUUCUCACUCCAUCUCUUCUGCUUUCAGAGUUGAUCUUCGAACAGAAGAACAAAUUUAAGAUUUUCCUUUUUCUUUUACUUCAUCUUUGUCAGUCACCAUCGCUCUAGAUAGCUUCUGAGAUUUCUGUAGGAGGAAAGCAAGGAUUUAAAAGAUAAAUGGGGAGAGGUAGGGUUCAGCUGAAGCGGAUCGAGAACAAGAUCAACCGCCAGGUGACGUUCUCCAAGCGGAGGAACGGAUUGCUGAAGAAAGCUCAUGAGAUCUCCGUUCUCUGCGAUGCUGAGGUCGCUGUGAUCGUCUUCUCCACCAAGGGAAAGCUCUUUGAGUAUGCCACCAAUUCCAGCAUGGAAAGGAUAAUUGAACGAUAUGAAAGAUAUUCUUAUGCAGAGCGAGAGCUUCUUGCAGCUGAUCCUGAAUCACAGGGAAGCUGGUCUCUCGAACACACCAAACUUAAGGCUAAGAUUGAGAUUUUACAACGGAAUCAAAGACAUUAUGUUGGUGAAGACCUCCAAUCCUUGAGUCUAAAAGAACUGCAGAAUUUAGAGCAACAGCUUGAUACUGCUCUUAAACAUAUACGAGCAAGAAAGAACCAACUCGUAUAUGAAUCGAUUUCAGAACUUCAAAAAAAGGAGAAAGCAUUGCAGGAGCAAAAUAACAUGCUGACAAAGAAGCUUAAAGAGAAAGAGAAGGAAAAGGAGAAAGCUCUAGCGCAACAGUCUCACUGGGAGCAGCAAAACCAAGGACGAAACUCACCGACAUUCCUACCAUCACAACCACUUCCCUCCCUAAAUAUGAAUGAAACUUAUCAGGAAAGAAGCACUGCAUGCGAAGAUGAAGAAGCUCGACCUCACCCUCGAACCAAUACGCAAAUGCCGCCUUGGAUGCUUCGCCACUUGAACAAAUAGAAAGAGAGAUCACAGCUAUCUGUUAUGCAGUUUUUGGUCACUAUAUACUCAAAACAAGAGAUGGAAGUAGCUUACAUGCUUGGAGAGAUUCCACGAUAAUGUCAUUACCAUAACGAUCAUCAAAAAAUGUAUAAAUUUCUACCAAACAUAAAGAAACAUCUCUCUCCACCAACCCGAAGCUAAAAUAUUUGAAUGUAUCUUGGACCUGGUAAUUAUAAUAUUUUAAUCUUUUUUUGGUUGAAUAUAAUAUUUUAAUCUCUAGUUCUAAUCUGUAUCUGGAGUGAGAAUGAUGUUGA